AUGGUAUUUAAUGGAGAUUUUCAAGAAGAAGAUCUAUGGAGUCAACAUGUUGUGAAGAAGAAAUUAUCCAUUACUUCAAAAAUGAUCCCAAAAGCUAAAAUUGCUACAAUUAGCAACAAUGAGUCUACUCAUGUGCCAAAACAAUCAUCAUCUCCUAUUAACAUUUCUGAUAGGUCCAAGAUUUACAAAAAGAAAUCAUCAAGUAUAUUCAUGAAGAAUGAUAGUUAUAGUGAAAGUGUUGAAGAAGAUGAAGAUUCUGAUGAUAUUGAAAUGUUGUCACCACAUGAAUAUUUGGCUAAGAGGGUUGCUAGGAGUCAAAUUGAUCCUCCUUCUAUGUGUGAAGGUGUUGGGAGGACACUUAAGGUUACAGAUUUGAGUCGUGGAAUUAGUUGUUGA
Solanum tuberosum (potato) is the source of this 396-nucleotide messenger RNA. RefSeq lists its product as uncharacterized. The transcript is spliced from 2 exons. NCBI's taxonomy places the organism in Eukaryota, Viridiplantae, Streptophyta, Magnoliopsida, Solanales, Solanaceae. The record is from RefSeq and is a predicted model, not a curated record. The coding region runs from base 1 to 396 and encodes 131 amino acids.